AUGGGGCCACACCGCCUGUGUGCGCAGCUGGGCACCAUCACCUGCGGGCUCCUGCUGCUCCUCCUCCCAGGACAAGGCAAGGACUUCACCAGCCCCAUCAGGACUACGCACUCCGGGCAGGUGCAAGGAAGCCUGGUCCACGUGGAAGGCACCAAUGCGGGAGUCCACACAUUUCUAGGCAUUCCCUUUGCCAAGCCGCCUCUGGGACCACUGCGCUUUGCACCUCCUGAACCUGCCGAAGCUUGGAGUGGAGUGAGGGAUGGCACCUCCCAUCCAGCCAUGUGUCCACAAAACAUUGCUAUGAUGGAACAUGAUGUUAUGAACAUGACGUUGACACUACUGUCCAUUCCCAUGUCCGAGGACUGCCUGUACCUCAGCAUCUACGCGCCUGCCCAUGCCCGUGAGGGCUCCAAGCUGCCUGUCAUGGUAUGGAUCCACGGAGGUGCACUUGUUGUAGGCAUGGCUUCUAUGUAUGAUGGCUCUGCCCUGGCAGCCUUUGAGGAUGUGGUGGUGGUCACCAUCCAGUACCGCCUAGGAAUCCUGGGAUUCUUCAGCACUGGAGACCAGCAUGCCAGUGGCAACUGGGGCUACCUGGACCAAGUGGCUGCACUGCGCUGGGUGCAGCAGAACAUCGCCUACUUUGGAGGCAACCCUGACCGGGUCACCAUAUUUGGCGAGUCUGCUGGUGGUGUAAGCGUGUCCUCACACGUGCUAUCACCCAUGUCGCAAGGACUCUUCCAUGGAGCCAUCAUGGAGAGUGGAGUGGCCGUGCUGCCUGGAAUGAUCACCAGCUCAUCUGAGAUGAUCUCCUCAGUGGUGGCCAACCUGUCUGGCUGUGGCCAGGUGGACUCUGAGACCCUGGUGGACUGCUUGCGUGCCAAGAGUAAAGAGGAGAUAGUGGCGAUGACCAAGGCCUUCAUGAGCAUCUCCGCGGUGGUGGAUGGCAUCUUCCUGCCCAGACACCCCUAUGAGCUGCUGGCCUCUGCUGACUUCCAACCCGUCCCCAGCAUCAUUGGUGUCAACAACGAUGAGUAUGGUUGGGUCAUCCCCAAGGUCAUUGCUGCUGGAGAACCCCAGAAGGAAAUGGACAGAGCAGCCAUGGAGGCACUAAUACAUCAAACAUCUGAACAGUGGAUGUUGCCUCCUGCCAUAGAGGAGCAGCUGCUGGACGAGUAUCUGGGUGACAAUGAGGACCCCAAGACCCUCAUGACUCAGUUCCAGGAGAUGAUGGCCGAUGGCCUGUUCGUGAUGCCUUCACUCCAUGUCGCACAUUUUCAGCGUUCCCACGCCCCUGUCUACUUCUAUGAGUUCCAGCAUUCACCCAGCUUCAUGAAAGACUUCCGUCCACCCCACGUGAGGGCCGACCAUGGUGAUGAGCUUCUCUUUGUCUUCAGAUGCAUUUUCUUUGGGGGAAAAGUGACUCUCACUGAGGAGGAGGAGCUGCUGAGCAGGAGGAUGAUGAAGUACUGGGCCAACUUUGCUCGCACCGGGAACCCCAAUGGUGAGGGCCUGCCACAAUGGCCCGUCUUGGACCAGAAGGAGCAGUACCUGCAACUGAGGGUGCAGCCUACAGUGGGCCAGGCCCUGAAGUCCCACAGGCGCCAGCUCUGGGAUCAAACCCUGCCCCAGAAGAUGCAGGAGCUAAUGGGGGCUUUGCAGGGGCAUACAGAACUGUAGCUAUUGUGUCAAGAAGGGGGAUCCUUGCCCCACCCACUAAGGACUGUCACUCGCCUGCCCUCUUCCCCUCAGCACACCCUUGUGGAG
This is a messenger RNA of Ochotona curzoniae (black-lipped pika), 1764 nucleotides long. Its product is annotated as cocaine esterase-like. Gene Ontology annotation, cellular component: intracellular membrane-bounded organelle. Lineage: Eukaryota; Metazoa; Chordata; Mammalia; Lagomorpha; Ochotonidae. Gene Ontology annotation, molecular function: carboxylic ester hydrolase activity. The transcript has 12 exons. The coding region runs from base 1 to 1677 and encodes 558 amino acids. The record is from RefSeq and is a predicted model, not a curated record.